Molecule: messenger RNA, 2112 nt
Organism: Phaeodactylum tricornutum CCAP 1055/1
Lineage: Eukaryota; Bacillariophyta; Bacillariophyceae; Surirellales; Neidiaceae
Exons: 1
Coding region: 37-2112 (691 amino acids)
Source: RefSeq, a predicted model, not a curated record
UAAUCAAUCGCACGAGUCUGAACAGGCAAAAUCGUCAUGUUCGUCGAUGAAGUCCAUGAAAUCAACUCCGCUUUGGAGCAGGUGGAAAAAGAGAUUUUCAUUUUUGAACGCAACCUAGCCGAAGCCAGGGGACGCAAGCAAAACCUACAUCGAGAACGGCAAGAUGCGGAAGAUAGAUUGGCACAAGAGCGGCGUCACCGUGAGGAAGAGGCACGACAAGAGGCUAUUCGUCGACAAAAUCGAGCAAUUGAAGAGGAGGAAACGCGUGCUCAAGAGACGGCCAAGCAACGCGAGAUUCGAGAGUACGAAGAAAAAAUUUUGGCUUUAAAAAGACAAAUAGCGCUGGCUGAAAUAGCCAAACAACACCAGGGAAAUGCACAGCAGCAGCUAAAUCUCCAAAAUGCAUCUUGUGUUCAUGAAACGGAGGAAGAUGAAGAAGUUGUGGAAGAGAUUGUUGAGUAUAUCACCGAUGACGAGGAGAAUAUUUUUGACGAUUUGAAUGAAGAUGCUCACGAUUCUGAUACUCAACCUCCCGAGGCCUAUACUCGUCAUGCCAUACCAGUAAAACGCACCGGUUCAGGGGCUGAUAAAUCAUUAGAUGUAUCGCCUACCGAACCGAUUGUCGCUUCUGUGGGAAGCGGUUAUGCCCCGGCUUGUAUUUUAACACCGGCCAAUCAACCUCCAUCAGCAUCCCUCCUCGGUCCACGAGAGAUUCAUUCUAAAGAACAAUAUUACCAGCUUCAUCAGACUAAUCCAGACGAGGUACGCCACCAACAGAUGGAAAAAAUGAAGGAAAAUGAUAAGAAGAGACUUGGAUGGGCUAAACCGUCCUGGGCGAAUCGCGACAGCCUGCACGAAACAAAAAUAAAUGGUUGUCUAUCAGUACCAGCUCAGGUGGAACCUUGUGAUGUAGCACAUGGUUCACUGCCACUUUCGUGCGGUGGCUCCGUAUCAGAAGUUUCCCAAAUCAAGGAUGAGGCUCCCUUGAAGGCACAAUUUUUAAAUGAGCCAGCUUCCGCAAGCUCACUUUCGACGAAGGAAAAGAAUCCGACUCACGAACGGGGUGCGAACUUCCUCUCUACCAAGAGCCCUCGAACGCCAAAGAAGAAGAUUGUGACAAAGAGCAAUCCGCUAACUGAACCAGUUCGGGUAGAAACCUCUGAUGUAACACAGAGCGCAAUGUCACCAUUGUGCGGUGAUUCCGUACCCGGAGCUUCCCAAAUCAAGGACAAGGCUCCUAAAAAGGCGCAACUUCUGAAAGAACCAGCUUCCGCAAGCUCACUUUCGACGAACGAAAAAAGUCGAAAUCGCGAAAAGGCUGCGAACUUCCUCUCUACUAAGAGCCCUCUAACGCCAAAGAAGAAAAUGGUGACAAAAAGGAAUCCUCAAGCGCCAUCUGAAAAUCCACUUCCUCCUCCAUUGGUACAUACUAUUGCUGAAGAAUCUUCUGAUCCGGUGUCUCCGAAAUCCCUUCCGAUUGUCUCUUCGCCAACUAAGGAUUUCGUACCUCGAAAGUCAAGCACUGCUACAAUUACCAAUCCCUCCCUUGUAAAACCAGACCCAAUUUCACCGCCUUCGCCAACGAAAAAGAAUUGCUGGGAAAAACCAGCAUGGGCAUUGCCAGAUGAGGCAAUUCCAGACUCGAGUAUCAUCAGCGACAGCAUCCAAAAUCCGCUUCUGAAGCAAGCUAACCAUGGUGGAUACGAACGCAAAGUUUUCGCGAAGGAUAUCAAACGCGUCAAUGGCACUUUCGUCGCUCCACGCCCAAACGUGCCACCGCGGCUUGCGUGGAUAGUUCCUUUCUGCCAAGAAAAGAAAGUGGGUAAGAUUGUGUUGCAUCUAUAUGGAAAGGAUAUAGACAGGCUUGUAGAUCGUUUUUUGGAUUUACAGGGAUGCUGUAUCGAAAAGACAGGCGAAGAACUCAUUGUGGAGGAAAUUGCGCCAAAGUUUUAUGUCACUUCGAACCCAACAAAGAUUGACUCUAGGGAUGGGGUCUAUGGCUUGGUCCAGGAAGGACAUGAGGUGUUUGAGGACAUUCUUACAGCAGAUUCCGACUUCAAAUUCCAUAUCAAGCAGGCUCAUAUUUAUCCGGUGAAAAAGGCAAAGGGAUAG